Eriocheir sinensis (Chinese mitten crab) is the source of this 9463-nucleotide messenger RNA. Its product is annotated as protein Shroom-like. Gene Ontology annotation, molecular function: actin filament binding. Gene Ontology annotation, biological process: actin filament organization. The transcript has 12 exons. Lineage: Eukaryota; Metazoa; Arthropoda; Malacostraca; Decapoda; Varunidae. The coding region runs from base 1577 to 7576 and encodes 1999 amino acids. The record is from RefSeq and is a predicted model, not a curated record. Gene Ontology annotation, cellular component: apical junction complex; adherens junction; cortical actin cytoskeleton.
AAAACCGAGACGUGGGAGGUGUUGGAUGUCUCCGGCCGCGCGCUCUGAAAAACGUCGACCUUGGCAGAGUCGCUGUGCCGCUGGAAAACAGACCACGAGCUUCUGAGUCCGAUCUGACACGCGGAAAGGCCAAGUGAAGUGACAGUGCUGAGGCAGAAUGGCAGUGCGAAGGGCAUGUUGAAAACGUUCGCGUCUCCCCCGUGCCCACGACCGCGAUCAGCUGCCUCGGACGUGGGCGUCGCGUUGGCCUCGCCUUGGCAGCGGCGGGACACGCGAGGAUGAUUAGUGCAAACGUGGCCCCGAGGAUGCAGCAGCGGCAGAGGAAGAAAGGAAAAAAGCGUGUUCUUUGUGUCGUGGCGUCGCUGUGAGGGGAGGGCGCAGAGAGGCAGCAGAAGUGAGUGGGCCGAGUCGAGGUAAUCUCUGCCGCAUAUAGGUCACGUGCGUGUGUGUGUCUGUACGUGUGUGUAUGUGUGUGUGUGCCACGGAGCAUCACCCUCCACGCACCGGCAGGCAAGGCAGGUGGGGGCUCACUCACCCAUUCACGCCCUCCCAAACGGCCCUCAGGUGCAGUCAGGCCAGUGAUCUCGCGGCGGCUGCGAGUCUUGAGCGGCGGGUGGUCGGGAGGGGGUGGCAGCGAGCGGUUCACUCCCUUGGGCAUUCGGUGGCUGACGUCGAAGGAAGAUUAAUCGAGCCCCGUACCCAGUGCUGGUGGACGGCUAUGUGGCGAGGCGCUGCUGGUGCUCCUCCUCCUCCUGCUGGGACUACCACUACUACUACUAUUGUUACCACUACAACUGUUACCUUUGUCUCAGGCUUGGAGAGUCUUGGAUAGCAUUCGGUAACGGACAUCGAGGAAAUCUUAACAGUGGUCACCAUACACAGCGCAGGUGCAACGAGGUGCUACUAUUGCUGUGACUACCCUAACUACUACCGUCCCGUACGUUCAUAGUGACUGGAGUAGGUGUUGAAAGCUUAUCGGCAGUGUCCGUGUUCGUGUGUUACUCUGUGCUGUGAAGUGGAAGUGUAGUUUUCUCCGCCAAGACCUCACACAGUUGUCGGGAUCACCACCAUCUCCUCGUGUGCGUGGCCGCCUCAUCGCUGACUCACUAAGCUCUGGCCCUGACGAAGCUGACGUGUUGACCACGACAGCCUCGAGCGGCGGUACUCGUGGCAGGAGCAAAGUAGCCAGGACGCCGUCGGGGAUGCCAGCGUCUCCCCGGCAGAGGGCAGGAGCGGCACGCCCUCGCCAAGGCUAGACGGCGCCGCUCUCGAGGCCUCCAGCGCCCUCGUGAGUGGUCUGGGCGGCCGGUCCUCACGCCGCUCACCGCUUCCUCACUACUCCUCCGCCGAGUCGCUUUCCUCCUUCGCCGAGUCGCUAGUCAGUCCCGGCAGCUCCAGUAGCGGCGUCGCCUCCUCCUCGCUGGUGCCGGCCAAGAGCACGCCCUCCCUGCACCAGGAUGCCUCGCACACCGCGGCCCACCCCAGGAACCACAGCGUGAAUGUGUCCCUCCACGUGUCCAGGUCAACACCCAACCUAGACGACCCGGAUGAUGGCGGCAGCAGCGGCGGCGCCAGCAUGGUGACCAAGUCGUCCAUGUAUUCCUACCUGCACGGCGCCUCCACGUCCACCUCAGGCAAGGGCGGCUCAGGGGCGGCCAGCGGCAGGUACUGGGACGCCCCCGCCAUGGGCUCAGACGACACGCCGGAUCGGGAGGACUACGCCCACCACCUGCGGUCCUCCUACCAGAUGCUCCACUCCCGCCAGCUGUCCGCCCUCAGCUCGGGCUCCGCCGGCUCCUACCACAGCCGCCAGCACUCCAACGCCUCCAACUACAGCGAGCCGGACGACCUGAGUCCCCGCAGCGACAUGCACCACCACACCGCCGGCCACGCCCACCACCACCACCACCACCACCACGGCAUGGACCGGGCCAGGUUCUUCUCCUACGACAACCUCGGCCCGGACGCCGCCUCCUCCUCCAGCCAGAAGUACCACGUCUCCUGGAACGUGUCCGAGCCCGACCUCACCCUCGCCCCGCCCCCGUACUCACCCCCCGGGCCGGGCUUCCAGCAAGUGGUGGGCCCCCCGGUGUCUCCUAAGGUCACCUCCCCCGCGCCCACCUCCUCCACCUCCUCCCCCACCUCCAUCUCUAGCACCACCCGACACCCGGCGUCACCCCCACCGCCGCCGGUCCGUGAUGCCUCUAGUCUGAAGUACAUCAAGUACGGGCCGGGCCACGAGAAGUACCCGUCGUGGCCCGUGCCCGCCGCCAGCCAGGUCAUGACCCUCCCCGCGGCCGCCCACGACGCCAACGUGUCCGGCCUGCCCGACUCGCCGCCCCAGUCCGCGGGGCCGCAGGGCUCGCACCGCUCCAAGUCGUGGACAGAGCAGUCCGAGUACCCCAAGGAGAAGGCCGGCGGCUACGCGCGCCCCUACCCCAACAAGAAGCCGGCCACCAACCCGCCCCCCUUCCCGCGGCAGCUCAAGACUGUGAUAGAGAGGUCAGAGAAGAUCCCCAAAGAGGUGUUCCACGGCAGCGGCCUCCGGGACGAGGUAUUCACCUCCUCCUCUUCCUCCUCCUCCUCCAACUAUUCCUUCAUGGACGCCUACUACAAGCCGUCGUCUUCCCCGUACUACCCUCUCUACGACAGGGAGGGCCGCGCGCUGGACGACAAGGACUACAGCAUCCCGUCGCCGCCAGAGCGUGACCUGGGCAUGGGCGAGGCCUCGCUGGGCCAGGUGACGGCGGCACAACUGGAGGAGUACGUGCGGCGUUACGAGGAGUUCGGCUACACGGACCUUAUCGGCACGACGCCGCUCCUGGACCAGCUGCGGCGCGAGUCCGUCAUGUGGGACGGCGGCUCCGAGCGUGACUCCGGCCGAGGCGAGAGCGAGAGCGUGGCUGAGAGUGCCCGCUACAGCAACGGCCGGGAGAGCGUCACCACCGUGGUCACCAACUCGUCCUCGGCGUCGUCCUCAGAGACCCUCAAGUGGCACGGCUCCCUCUCAGAUAUCUCCAUCAUGUCCGGACACUCGCGCGACCCUCGCCAGGACCACAACAUUGCCCAUAGCGCGCGGGUGCAGGCGCCACAGCGUCACAACAGCGAGUCCGUGCUGUACUACGGGCCCGAGGGGCGCGGCAAGGGCCAGGGCAGCGCCAGACACAGCCACGAGGCCCGCGAUCACCACCGCCGCCAGCACGCCGCGGAGCCCGGCUACCCGAGACACCCACGCGAGGGAGGCAAGUGGAGCCGCGAGGUGGUGGAGCGGAACAACGAGAUGAACAACCUCAAGAAGUUCCCGUCGUACUCGUACACGCAGCCACUCUCGCAGAUCACGGAGUCGCCCACGGCAGAGAUGCGCGAGACGCCGCGCUCCCCGGCACGCUCCCCGCAGAGCCCAACCAUCGACUUCAGCAAGCCCCCGACGGUGGCCGAGCGGAUCCACGAGCUUGAGAGGCAGUCCAGGACGGCCGGGCCAGAGGGCGUGGCACGGUGGCCCCGUGACCAGAGCGGCUCGCGGGAGCGAGACCACCAGGACCACCGGAAGGCGCGGGAGGAGUCUGUGAUGAUGGACGCGCGAGACCAGAUGGAGAAGACCGAGACGCGGUCACCGAGGGAGUCCAGCGAGACGCGGACCCACCAGCGGCGAGGGUCACGUGAUUCUCAGCGAGGAGACCGUGACCUGAGGCUGGACUUCUCCGCCGCCUCCUCCAGGAAGGGCGACGCCUCCCUCCCCGGCAUGGACGGCCUACGCUCCCCCACCACCCCCACCGGCUCCGUCACCGCCAACUCUUCCUCCUCCUCCUCCCGCUCCCCCACCCAGAGGGACGCCGACAACCGGGCAUUCAUCCACGAGAACUUCCAAAACAUCCUCAAUUCCUUCACGGAGGUGGACCGCUCGGACCGGGCCGGCGGCGUGUCCUACUCCUACCUGGACCCCGAGAAGCGGCGGAAGGUGCCGGACACGACGCUCAAGAGCAUCCAGAAGCAGGCCGUCAUGUCCUUCUACGAGCGGCACGCCGGCAGGAACCACAGCGCCGCCACGGACCUCAUCUCCAGCAGUCAGUCCAGCCUCACCUCGGCCCACUCGGCACACUCGGCACACUCGGCCCAGGAAACCCCGCAGGGCAAGUGGGGCACCGCGCCGCACCCCGGUCAGGGCCAGAACCUCCGCACGGACAAGUCGGGGCGGGCCGGCAAGGGCGUGGCAAGGCUGGGGCGAGUGCCGGAAACCGAGGACGACCAGCCGCUCAGGCCCGGCCGGCGGCGGUCCUCGGGCCGCCGAGACUCCGGCAGCGAGCAAAGUGCCGAGGACGCUUCCCGGGGAGGCUCACAGAGGUCCUCGCUGGCAUCUGAGUCCGCCUCCUCCAGGAGUGAGCAGCCGCCGGCUCUCCCGCAGAAACUAAGCCACCAGAGCCAUCAGCAGGACGGUGCAGCAUGGAGUUCUACAUCUGCCCCGCCUCACCCCACCAGCCCCGCCCCCGAGGACUCCACCACCACCACCACCACGACCACCACCACCACCACUGCCACCACAACCACCAUAACGACCCCGGGGGAGGAACGCGACCCCCAGGAUACCCCCGAGGACGACAACGGCGUCACUUCCCGCACCUCCUCCGGCCACGACACCCUCGCCACCCAGCAGCUUGAGGCACCCCGAGCACCCACGCUUCCCCCAGCCCUUCCCUCAGAUCCCCCGCCGCGCCCCCCUGAACGCCCUCCCAAAAAGCCAACCUUGAGGUCACUUUUCCACGGCCCGAACUCAGACGCCUCGCACGCCGUCCCUCUUGCGACCCUUUCCGACCUCACCGACAGGCCGCCCGUUGACGCAGACCCUCGGCGCAUUGAGGACUCGACUGGGGACUGCCGAAACCUGUCCCCAGCAAGGCCUUAUUAUUACAGGAAGCCCCCAGCCCCUGACCCCCCUAAGUCACCCCCUGCCCCAGCCUGCCCCCCGCCCCAGCAGCCCCAGCCCACGACAAUCCCCCCAGUCACGCAGACAUCCCCGAAGUCCUCAAGGUCGCCAAGCCUUCAGAGCGUGUCACCCGCUCACGCCGCCCACCUCGCGCCGCCCGUGAGUCCCAUCUCGCGUUCCUCCACCCCUGACCUCCCGCCCCCGCCGCCGCCUCCCAUCCCCGACGGCGAGGUUCUUAUCAGUGACGAACCCCUGCCGCCCCCUCCCACGCCCUUGGAAGUGGCCACACCAUCCGAGGCGCCCCCGCUGCCCCCUGAGUCACCCCCAAGGGAACGACCGCUAGGGACGCCGCCGCCCGUGCCAAGAGAGAACGGCAAGAACCUUCCUUCACAGCAGACCUACCACAAGGACUCGUAUAUGGCCCAUCGGCGAGACUGGAAGACAGGCUUUGAAGGACGCUACCGACGAACGAUUUCCCCUUCAGGCUCCUGCAGGAAUCUUCUCUCCUCCACCGUCCCCGCCACCACCACCACCACCACCGUCACCAACCAGACACCCCUCUACUCGGCCUCAUCACCCGUCACCACCACCACCACCGCCACAACCACCACCUCCAGCAUCAGCGUGCAAAAUGACACAAGGGAGAGUGAAAGUAUCGCCAGUGAGAAUGGCUGGGUCAGUGGCAGCCACAGCCGCAACACCUCCACCACCGUCAGCUUCACAGCCGAGGAGCUCCGAGCCUUCAAGGCGCGCCGAGCCCAGCACACCCUGGACCCGGCCGCUCACACCCCCGAGAAGGACAACACAGGCCGGAAGCUGCACCCAUCACAGUCAUCCCCCAGCCUGUCCUCGUCCACCCUGCAGUCCAUCGCCAGUGAGGGCUCCACCACCUCCCUCGCCAGCGGGGGCACCAGCUCCUCCCUGGGCUCUGGCCGGAGUGUUGGCUCCGUCUGUAGUGGUGGAGUGUCGCCCGUGUCUCCUAGUAAGCUAAGUCCCGCCCACUCCUGGAGGACAUCUCUGGAGUCCCUCAACCGGGCCAAUGCCUCCACCAUCCCAUCCAGUGUCAGUAAUGGCACCAGCGGCUCCUCAUCCUCACACUCGCCACGGACCAUCACGCGGGCCACCAGUCUGGCUGACCCUCUUCACUCCGCCGAAGAGGUGGGCAUGUCUGGCAGAGCAGCACAGGACGCUGCCACCUACCAGCUCCCUCGCACCGCCAGCAUCAACGAGUCCCUGUCCCGCAUCACUGCCAUCAGCGAUUCCCUCAGUCGGUCCACCAGCGUGGCGGACUCUCUUGCUGGCCAGUCCCUUGCUGUCGAGACUCACAGCCCAAGUGGUGGCAGCUAUGAAGUGCCGCCACCUGGACAGUCCACUGCAUCCCCCUCACUGCCCCUGGCACCAGCCUCCCCCACGUCCCCGGUGGCCCACGAUGGUCCCGUCACUGCCCGUCCAGCCACAGUCACCGAGGAGGCGUCACCCACCUCCUCCCCUGGCAAGGCUUCUCUGCUGUCAUCAUCCCUCCCUGCAACAUCAAAAUCACCAGCGUCACCAAAAUCCUCCUCCUCCUUGCAUUCAAGCCUUUCCCUCCAGUCCUCCAGCCCAGUCUCUACAACAAUGAACACUUCUCCCGAGAGAAUCAACUCCACGCCCAACACCUCCUCCUCCUCCUCUGAGUCCAGUGUGGUUGUCCUCGGGUAUGGACGCACGCCCAACCAAGAGGAGCUUGAGUGUGACAAGUUAUCUCAGGAUUAUGUGCCUCAGCUUAACGUGGACAACAAGCUGCGAGCCUUGUUAGCACCAGGACCAGAGCACAAGACAACAGCACACUACAUGCUUGGAGUGUUCAAUCUGGAGCUUCGCAAGGAAUACAUCUCCAGCAGCCACGCCAAGCACCCCGACCUGGUCAGGGCUCAGGGACAACACAACACAUCUAAGUCAGGCAACGCCAUCCACAACGAUGCUGAAAGCUCUAAUGGAAUGGAUUUGCCAAACAACAGGACGCCACUGCCAGCAGACUCCGCUUACUUCACCACCUCUGAGAGCAAAGCCAAGAUGCUGACAAGGUUACGGAGUAGUGGCAACCUGCAGGAAACUUUGACGGACCAACAGCUUAAUAAGAGAAAGGAGGAGCUGGUGACAAGCAUUGGUCGCAAGCUGGAGAUCCUUCGGGCUGAGUACGAGGCUAUCAAGGACGAAAUGAAACUCAACCACGACUUGGGUGCUGAGGUGACGUCCCGGGUGGAGGCCAUGGCGAGGCUGGCGGAGUCCGAGAAGUACAAGCUGCACGUGGAGGAGAUAGACAAGAUCACGUCCCUGCUGCUUGGGCUCUCAGGACGGCUGGCCAGGGCAGAGAAUGCACUCAUGAUUGUGGAUGACUCUGACCCAGAAGAAAGGCGAACCCUGGAGAGCAAGAGAGACAAACUGAGUGAGCAGCUGGAGGAGGCAAAGAGACUGAAAGAAAACAUUGACAGGAGAGCAGUACAAGUUUCAAAGGUGCUACACAAAUACUUGACGGAGGACCAGUAUGCAGACUAUGACCACUUCAUCAAGAUGAAGGCCAAGCUCAUAAUGGAUGCCAGGGAAAUUGACGACAAAAUCAAGCUUGGGGAGGAACAGCAAAAGGCAUUAAGGGAUAUGAUAAUUAAGAAGCAGUGACUUGCGGCAUUACAGUGACUCUUUGCAGUGACAAACUCAGUAUUUAAUUAGUCUAAAGCAAGUCAUAGAGCAACAUUAUUUAUUUCAGAAAUAUCCUGGAAGCCUCAACUGACAGUAAUCCAGAAGAAUAAGUGGAAAUAUUCUGUGAGUGCUGUUUGGUCAAACUCUGAAACAAGACAAUAGCUAAUAAACUCUUAAGUUGAAGGCUUCCUGUACUUUCUGAUAAGUGCCUUGCUGAGUGAAUGGGUGUCAGUGUGAGAUGAAAGGGAAUAAGCUGUGUAGAUGGCGAGUUAUUGUGUGUGUGCGCUUCUUUGAGAAAAAAGAACAGCUGUUAGAAAACCAAGAGAAAUAGGACAGUAUUUGGUUACUUUCACUCGUGGUGCCGGAGGAGUCCUGAGAGCUAGUGCAUCAUUUCCACUGCUGUGUAAUGGGGAAUACUUCCACCAUGAUUCCUACUUCUAUGUUAUUUACAAUGGCUAAGUUAGUCUUCACUAUCCACCAUAUUCAAUCAUAAUUCUUUACAAGACUAAGGUCUUACAUCUACUUAGGUCAGUUUAUAUUAGCUACAUAACUUCAUAAUCCAAAAAAUAACCUUUGUAGCCUUUUACACGCCAGCUCUAGAACUUGUGUAAUGUUGCAUCAAGUUCCUGCGAGUUGGAGGCGAGUCAGUUGGUCUACUUAAAAAUGAAAACUAAAAUUUGUCUAUCCACAGUUAACCCAAUAUGCUUGUUAGAGUUCUACAUAACUCAUCAUUUUCCCCUAAGAUCAAAACAGUUGCUAUUCUCAAUAUGUGAAGAAUUAAAUACCGUGUAUUUUGCUGACUUAAGCUUGUCAAACUUGAUUAGGAGUUUGAUAGGAAGACAAACACUAAACCUAAGCAGUGUAUGAGUUUUGUCUCUGUGCGAUGACAACUCCAUCAAGCACUGUGUGAUUGUACUGUAGUUGAGAAGGCGUUCCACAUCCCCACGGCAGUUAUUGGUCCUUGUAUAAAUUCAUUAAUGGGCAUAUAAACUUGUAAAUUCCUGUAUUUAUUCCUAUCAAGAGGCUUCUUUCUCAUAGGUUUAUAUUGACAAUGUCAGAUGCAGCAAAACAGGUUAGAUUGAAUGAUUUUAUGACAAAGCACAAGUCACUUUGUAUCUGAUGGAUGCAAGGUAGAAUUUGUGUAGAUAUUAUUCUGUAAUGUACACUGAAGGUUGCAGUAUUCUUACAAAAAGAGAAUACCUCAGACACUUUGGAAGAAAGCCAUCAUUCCAAACAAAGCAACAAGCUUUUUGUUUCCUUCAAGAUCUUCAUCCACCUUGAACUGAGCUGUAUUGUGACUUCAUUCCUGAUUAAGUUUGAUACAUCAUGAGGGUUUUGGCUUUUACAAUGUACUGCUUUGUUUUUUACUGUUUUGAUCAGCACAGAGCUGAGCUUUAACCUGUAUGCCUUCAUCCAGCUGUGCCCUUUCCCUCCCUCCUAACACUGCUUGAGCCAUGCUAUAGACAACCAGACAGUCCUGAAGGCUGUGGACGCAGCCGCUCUGAGGCGACUCAGACUCUGUUUGCUUGUUCCUGGACACUACAUGCUGAUCAUGGUGAUGUGUCUGCCCUGGCAGCUGGUCAUUACUUUGAGCUGUUCAUCUUAUUUAAUGUCUUUAUAAAACCUAAAUAUAAACUUUUCUCAAUUUGUGCCACAUUGUACAUACUGUUCGAUAUUUAUGGAUGCCAAAAGACCGUCCUGUUCCUUGAAUUAUGUAUCUACUAACUGUUCACAGACAUUAUUGGUUUUGUACUUGUAAAACUGGUUGCAAAGCAACAUUUGUGUUGUACAGUAGUGCUUGUCUAUAAUGUAUGCCAAAUCCUAUAAUUCUUCUCUCGAGAAGAAAUAAAAGUGAAUAUUAAAGCA